Molecule: messenger RNA, 4035 nt
Organism: Aethalodelphis obliquidens (Pacific white-sided dolphin)
Lineage: Eukaryota; Metazoa; Chordata; Mammalia; Artiodactyla; Delphinidae
Gene: PAFAH2
Product: platelet activating factor acetylhydrolase 2
Exons: 14
Coding region: 350-1600 (416 amino acids)
Molecular function (GO): 1-alkyl-2-acetylglycerophosphocholine esterase activity
Source: RefSeq, a predicted model, not a curated record
AAAAUAUCUCACUUGAUAUUUGGCAAUGAUGCUCUGGAGAAGGGGAGGGCCUGCAAUGUUAAAUGCAACGUUCACUGUUAGAGGCAGGCCUCCCUGAAAAGCUGACCUUUGAGGUGAGGGAGUGAGCGGAGGAUGUUUCUAGGGGAAGGUCAUUCCGCCAGGGCACAGGCUCUGGGUGGGGAGUCUUCCUGCCCUGUGCAAAGCCUGAUCUAACCUUGUUUCCAUAGCACCGCUCGGACUCCAGCUGAGAGGCUGACACAGCAGCAGAGACAGAAGCAGAGAGCAGCAUUGGACCAGCCAUCAAGUUCAGCCACGGCCCAAGUCGUUGUUCAGUUCAACUGGUGGUGAAAUGGGGGUCAACCAGUCCGUGGGCUUUCCACCUGUCACGGGAUCCCACCUCGUAGGCUGUGGGGAUGUGAUGGAGGGUCAGAGUCUCCAGGGGAGCUUCUUUCGACUCUUCUACCCCUGCCAAGAGGCAGAAGAGACCACAGAGCAGCCCCUGUGGAUUCCCCGCUAUGAGUACUGCACUGGCCUGGCUGAUUACCUGAAGUUUAAUAAGCGCUGGGGAGGUUUGCUGUUCAACAUGGUUGUGGGAUCUUGUCGCCUGCCUGUUAGCUGGAAUGGCCCCUUUAAGACAAAGGACUCUGGAUACCCCUUGAUCAUCUUCUCCCAUGGCCUGGGAGCCUUCAGGACACUGUAUUCAGCCUUCUGCAUGGAGCUGGCCUCGCAUGGCUUUGUGGUUGCUGUACCAGAGCACAGGGAUGGGUCAGCUGCAGCAACCUGUUUCUGCAAGCAGCCCCCAGAGGCGAACCAGCCCAACAGCGAGUCACUGGAGGAGGAAUGGAUCCCCCACCGUCAAACUGAGGAAGGGGAGAAGGAAUUCCAUGUUCGGAAUUGCCAGGUGCAUCAGAGGGUAAGCGAGUGCCUGAGGGUGUUAACUGUCCUGCAAGAGGCCGCUGCUGGGCAGACUGUCCUCAACACCGUGCCUGGCGGGUUGGAUCUGAUGACCUUGAAGAAAGAAACCAAGGAUCUAAGAGGGCUCUGGAAAAGUCUUCCAGGAAGAAGCAUCAGCCUGAAUGGCCAAGAGGGCAGCAUUGACGUGAGCCGCGUGGCUGUAAUGGGACAUUCAUUUGGAGGGGCCACAGCUAUUCUGGCUUUGGCCAAGGAGACCCGAUUUCGGUGUGCUGUGGCUCUGGAUGCUUGGAUGUUUCCUCUGGAACGUGACUUCUACCCCACGGCCCGAGGCCCUAUAUUUUUCAUCAAUGCUGAGAAAUUCCAGACAAUGGAGAGUGUCAACCUGAUGAAGAAGAUUUGUGCCCAGCAUGAUCAAUCCAGGAUCAUAACUGUCCUUGGUUCUGUUCAUUGGAGUCAAACUGACUUUGCUUUUAUGGCUGGUAACUGGAUUGCUAAAUUCUUCUCCACUCAAACCCAUGGGAGCUUGGACCCCUAUAAAUGUCAGGAGACGGUGGUGCAGGCCAUGUUGGCCUUCCUGCAGAAGCACCUUGACCUGCACGAGGACUAUGACCAAUGGAACAACCUCAUUGAAGGCAUCGGACCAUCACUAACCCCAGGGGCCCCACAGCAUCUGUCCAGCCUGUAGGCACAACGGGUCAUUUGUGAAAGGUCACUGAGCUGAGUUCCCAUUGGGGGCCUGCCCAGGGACACCCGUGUCCUCCUACCAGGAGGUGGUCAUCAUGACCCUUCUGCACAGAUUGAGAGGAUGUAAUCACACUGCUGGUUGGAUAACCGGGUACUUGGAUCUUGGACUUGUUGAUCGUAAACUCAUGUUGGGACUUGGGUCACUCACUGAUUGGCAAACUGACUUUCUGGGGACUGAGCCCUGAUGGUGUGGGAAACAAGCAGUGGGACGGGGCAAGGGAGGACCCAAGCCCCAGGCUGAGCACUGUGAACGCUGUUAACCCAGCCAGCUGACUCCCUCAUCUUGGGCCAGUGUGGCUUCUGCAGUGGAAGAAAUGGAGCCAAAGGAUGGAGGGAAAAUUCCCACUGUCCGGACCUCUAGCCCAACCUGCUGCUAUUUCUUCCUCCCCCUCCCCCUUCUCCCUCCCCAGUGUUGCUUGGUGAGUUCUAAACACUUUAGGUAGCUUUCUAGGAUAUGGACCACCAUCAGAUUUUCUGUUUAUUUUCAAGCCUUCUCACUGCAUGAAACAUAGUCUCAGGCAUUUAGUCAGGAUGAAGUUAUACUUGUGAGCCCGUGGAAGGGGCAGACAGCAUUGUCCUGAUAGCAUAAGGAGAGAGGCUGAGGGACAACGGGUACCACAGAAGCUCUGAAUGUCUUAGAGUUUUGCUGAAAAUGUAGCUUGACAGGAAACAACAGACGUAGGUUGGGGUGGAGAAGGGAGAAUAACAUUGUUAAGUAGCCAUUUGAUCAGGCCCUCACCACAAAAGUGAGGGAGUUUGGUCAGUUCGAAUUCAGGAAGCCUUCCCUAGAGAGAAGUCUUAGGAACACUUUGGUCUUGCCUCUUACCUCAGAUAUCGUGAGCCUCCAACUUGCUCAGAAUCAGGGUGCUGUAGUUGUCUUCUGGCUCUGAGGCCUUAGUCUCAAAUUUAAGUCAAGAUAUAGGUUGAAUUUCCAUUCUGUUCCAUUUUUAAUAUGAAUGAUAUUAAUACUCAUGUUUGCCUAAUGAUAUGUUUGCCUAGAAUAUUUUCUGUAUUUAAACUGCAUUACAGCAAGAUGGGGAGCCAUCUGGAAGUAACUUUUCCUUCUGUCUUUCUUUGAUUGCUUACCACUUGUACCCAUGUGGAAAAAAACUUCGAAAGGAAAGGAAGUCUUCCUAGUGAUCUAGUUCAAAGCUGUCUGGGAACAUCAACCUGAAACACCCCUCCCCACUACUCUAGACCUCUCACCUUGGCCCAAGUAGGGCACCCCAGAGGAAGCAAGAGCAAGAGGAAAUGCGUCUCUAUGCAACAGGGCCAAGGUCAGUGUCACCAAAGCAAGCUGGGACUGUCUCCCAUCUCUCAACAGCUAUUCUUUCUCAGAGGUGAAACACCAGAUCCAUUGAGGCUGUGGACCUACCUGGGGAGGAUCUGUGGAUUCCAGUGAGACAGAGCAUAAGGAGAAUAUCGUUAAAGCCCUGGCUCUAGAGUUCUAUAGCGUGGUUUUUGAGUCCAAGCUUCACCACUGCUAGCUGGGUAAAUUUGAGCAAAUUAUGUUCUCUUUUUAGUCUCAGUUCCUGCAUUUCUAAAAUGAGGAUCUGCAUUCUGAAUAGUUAGGAGGAUUAAGUGAAAAGAUGUAUAACCCAUGGAUUAUUUAAAAGUAUGAUUCCUACUUUCCAAACAUGUGAGAUUUUCCUAGUUACCCUAUGGCUGUUGUUUUCUAGCUUAACUGCUUUUGGUCAGAGAAAAUGACCCACGUGGUUUUCAUUCUGAGACUUGCUUGUUGCCUCAGUGUGAGGUCAAUUUUGUAAAUGUUCCAUGUAUACUUCAUAAGGCUGUACAUUCUCAAGUUGUUGCCUCGCUGUUUUUACUCAAGAACACAUUAUGGAUUUCCAUCCAUGAGAGCACAUACAGAUAUAUUGGAGGGCCUUUUAACCCCUAGACAGGGACUAGAGCCCCUCAGCAAUCACAGAACCAGUAGAAGCCAUCCCUUGUGCCUGGGGCUGGUUCUGCAGACGCUGAGAAGUCAGUUCUGACAGCAUUAGAGCGUGAGACCCAACUUCUGCCUUAGACCCUUAAAUAAUGCAGGUAUAUUUUGUAAAGACCUGGACCCUUCCUAGAGAAAGAAGUUGUUCGGAAACUGGAUCCAUCUCCUCUAUUCAGUUCAUGUUCUGGUAAUGACUCAUUUAUCUGAUGUCAUUGGAGUAGGUGAAUUUUCCUCACUGAAAAUUAUCCUUUAAGUCACACAAUAUUAUGUUAACUAUAAUAUUGAAGGGUAAUUUACCAAAAAGAUAAUGCACAUACUUCUUAAUGUGAUCUGACCUCAUUUAACUUUUUAGAAUGUUUCAAUCAGGAUAGAUUCAAUUAUACAGUAGUAACAAACAAUCCCAAAAAGCAAUAAAAGUUUAUUUCUUGCCUGUG